Scophthalmus maximus (turbot) is the source of this 1413-nucleotide messenger RNA. Its product is annotated as lysosomal-associated transmembrane protein 4B-like. The record is from RefSeq and is a predicted model, not a curated record. Lineage: Eukaryota; Metazoa; Chordata; Actinopteri; Pleuronectiformes; Scophthalmidae. The transcript is spliced from 7 exons. The coding region runs from base 182 to 871 and encodes 229 amino acids. Gene Ontology annotation, cellular component: lysosomal membrane.
UCAAAAUUCCAACAAUCCGUGUUUUAUUUUGAAGGCGACACUUCCGUUCUGGCCUGACGCUCGUUUGACGCUGGCUUGACCCCGCCCACUCGGCUCCGCUAAGGCGCUCACGGGGACACGUGACGGUCGCCGGUCGGUGGUGACGAGUCGGAUCUUCUUCUUCCCUCGGCAGAACGAGACGAUGAUGAUGAUGAUGUACCCGUGGGACCGCUGGUUCUCCACGAGCUGCUGCCUGUGCUGCCAUGUCCGCACAGGGACCAUCAUCCUGGGGGUCUGGUACAUGCUCAUCAAUGCCGUGGUGUUGCUCAUCCUGCUGACAGCGCUCGGUGAUCCUGAGCAGUACCACCUGACCAGCGCUGAGUUGGCUCAUGACCUGGACGUCAUGGAUGAUGCCAACAUGUGCAUCGCCUCAGCCAUCUCCUUACUGAUGAUUCUCAUAUGUGGGAUGGCGACAUACGGUGCGUACAAGCUGCGCGCCGCUUGGAUCGUCCCGUUCUUCUGCUACCAGAUAUUCGAUUUUGCGCUCAACGCGCUGGUGGCCGUCAGCAUCGUGGUGCACCCGAACACGGUCCAGGACUACCUGCAGCAACUGCCCGAUAACUUCCCCUACAAAGAGGAGAUUGCUGCUCUCAGCAGCGUGUGCUUGGUCCUCGUCGUGCUCCUCUUCAUCGGCUGUAUUCUCGGUUUCAAGGCGUACCUCAUAGCGUGUGUGUGGAACUGCUACAGAUACGUGAACGGCCGCGGCGCCUCCGAAGUCCUGCUCUAUGUCACGAGCAAUGACACCACGGUGCUGCUGCCUCCGUAUGAUGACAGCGUCAGUGUCCCGCCCAAGCAGCAGGCUCCUCCCCCUUACUCCACGGCCACCGCAUGAGAACCUUCCCACCGCGCACCCUGUCGCCGAUGAACCCCCCCGGCAAGACUCUUACGCACCACACGGCCUCUCUUACAGCACACACACACACACACACACACACACACACUAACACACACACGUACAAAAUCACACCACACACGUUAAGCUCCUGCUCAUCCCUGAUCCUGUUACAUUCACACUCACAUUUAUCCUGUAACCCUUCCAAGUUAUUCCUUUGGUCUGUACGCAUCUGAUUGAAGUAACACACGUUUGACGUGAUGAUAGAUUAUAUUUCUACUAAUUCUAUUUAUCCCCCUGUGUGUUCUCUGUGAUAGUAUUUCGUGAGUCCUAACUUUGAUAUUCAUAUUCAACUCAUGAUGGUGACGAGUCGUCACGUGUCUCCUGUUUGUCUGUUUGCCUCUGCUUGUCUUUGGGCUCGAUUUGCCUUCGUUCAUUACUUUCUCUCUGAGGCGUCGCACUUUACAUGUGUGUGUGUGUGUGUGUGUGUGUGUGUGUGUGUGUGUGUGUGUGUGUGUGUGUGUGUGUGUGUGUGUGUGUGU